GGGCGUGCCGGCGCUGCUGAACCCGGCGCCGGCCGUGGCGGCGCUGCCGGCCGACGCGCUGCGCGGGCUCGAGCACCUGGUGCUCAACGAGACCGAGGCCGCCGUCCUGGGCGGCGUGGCCGAGGCGGCGCUCGAGUCCGAGGCCGGGCUGCGCGCCGUGGCCGACGGCUUCGCGGCCAAGGGGGUGCGCAACGUCGUCGUCACGCUGGGCGGCCGCGGCGUCUACUUUCGCGACGGGGGCGGCAGCCACGCCGGCCUGGUGCCGGCCGAGAGGGGUGUCGUCGUCGUCGACACCACGGCCGCGGGCGACACCUUUGUCGGCAUGUACGCGCUCGCCGCCGUCGCCGCCUCGUCCCGCGGCGAGCCCUUGGACGUCGAGGCCGCUGUGCGCGCCGCCAACCGCGCCGCCGCCAGGACGGUCGAGAGGAAGGGCGCCCAGGACUCGAUCCCGUGGCGGGAUGAGCUGGUAUAGUUGGUUUGAGGACGGGAACGGUGGGAGGAGUAGCAAGAGAGAAAGAAAAAAAGAACACACGAAUGGGUUUCUUCAAAGACUCCGCUCCUCCAAGGUGAAUCAAUAAACAUCGCUACUACGUUAAGCCUAAGCCAAUAAAAAGAAUUUCUCCA
Molecule: messenger RNA, 624 nt
Organism: Gaeumannomyces tritici R3-111a-1
Lineage: Eukaryota; Fungi; Ascomycota; Sordariomycetes; Magnaporthales; Magnaporthaceae
Exons: 1
Coding region: 323-472 (49 amino acids)
Source: RefSeq, a predicted model, not a curated record